Messenger RNA from Gryllus bimaculatus (two-spotted cricket), 390 nucleotides. Lineage: Eukaryota; Metazoa; Arthropoda; Insecta; Orthoptera; Gryllidae. The record is from the annotation of a GenBank genome assembly.
CUGUGGCGAUGCAAGUAUGCUACGAUCCCAUGUUUGCAUACGGCAAUCUGUAACAACAUUGACUACACUGUUGGUCUACAUAAAUUUUUGGUAAUAACUUAUACCAAUUUUUUUGGCGACGGGGGCGCGGACGGGGAUGAGGGCGGGGGCGGGGGCUCCCCGCCGCCCCUCGACCGCCGCUUCCUGGACAUCACGCGCCGCGACUACGACCACCUGCCCUGGUACUUCCAGGACUCCGAGGACGACCUGACGCGCCUGGCGCUGUCCUUCCCGGAAGGGGAUCUGCCGUCCAAGCGGCCGCACUCGAUCGCGGCGCCGGGCGACGGUGCGGGCGACUGCGCGGGCGACGGCGGAGCCGACGGCGGAGGGUUCCGGAGGGGCGGCCCGGCG